This is a messenger RNA of Thamnophis sirtalis, 937 nucleotides long. Lineage: Eukaryota; Metazoa; Chordata; Lepidosauria; Squamata; Natricidae. The record is from RefSeq and is a predicted model, not a curated record.
CUGCCUGACAGGUUUAAAUUUGCCCCAGAGAUGGACACCUACGUUGACUCGUUUCUAGAGGGAUGCAACAACCCUGAGAACCAGCUGGCAGUGAUGGUUGCCUUCUCCACUCUCACCAACCAAGGUUACCCAGUUGUGCCCACGUUCUGGAAAGUGGUGAGGCAUCUCCUUCCCACUGCUCUGCUAAAGUACAUUGACUGGCUGAAGAACAUGUUUCUCAAUCCAGACCUGGACUGCUGUGUGGAUUUUGCGACCAAGAGACAGAACGAGAAGAGAACGAGCAGCAUAACUGACCACAGCAUCACACGGCUAAGGAAAUGGAUCAUCGGCCGCCUCAUUGGAAUUGCUGAACACCCACAGGUCAACAAGGAGGAUGAGCUUGUCAUGGACAUUUGCAGAUUCUGCUUCUUUCAUGCUUUUUUUGAGACCAAGAAACGAUUCCCAAAGAUAACAGAAACAAAAAGUUCUCCUUCAGUUCCCCUGAAUGAACAGUCUCGAACAGUAGCUGCAGAUUCGUUUUUCAGUUUGCUUCAGCAUUUGAACACAAUGCCUGCCCUGGGAGAAUCAGCCGAAGCAGAAGAAAUGAGGAAGAAGCACCUCCAUGGUUUGACAGUCAGUGGAGACCCCUGGAUCCACUGUGUGGUGCAAUACGCCCACCUCCUCCUCUCUCACCAGGAACAGGUGAAGAUGGUGGUUCCAUUUAAUGAUGAAGAACGAGAGGCUUGGGACAAGAUGUUGCAGACCGUGGAAGCCCUGAAACAAAGAGAUAAAAAAAGCCACAGUAUGAAGACUUCUGCCUUCCAACACCUGCUGCUGUUGGUCGGUAUUCACCUCUUCAAGUCUCCAGCAGAGUGUGUGAACCUUCUGAACGAUCUCCAGAAUUGUAUCAAGAGAGCCUUUGGUGAGAAGCCCAAGAAGAAAAAGGCAGCUACAACUG